AUUUUUGCACAUAGAAAUGAACAUAUGCAAUGUAAAUUUAGGUAUCAGUUUAUUAUUUUAAUAUUUUUCAAAUGCAUAUAUUUUGAUAAUAAUAGUUUUAUGUUUUUUUUUUACUGAACCAACGCCCAGAUAAUUAAAGUGUAACUCCCAGUGUAAGUCAAGAAUAAUUAAUUUAAUACAAAUAUGUCUAGUAAAAAUACGAAAUCAUUGGCUACAAUGAAAGAUUCUCACAUUGUUAAAAUAGCGGUAAAAAAGUCUGGUGCUGAAGCACAACUAAUUCAAUUUAAUCAGCAACAACCGCUGGCUGCCACAAUUUUAGAGUUGUGCAAUAACUGGAAUAUAUCAGAUCCAAAUUUAUAUGCAUUACAGUUUUAUGAAACAAAUGACCAGAAAUGUAUAACAGAUAAAAAUAGACCCGAUGGACAAAGCAGUGAAAUCAUAAAUCAAAGGUAUGUUACUGAAAAGAAUAGAAAUGAGAUAAAAAAUGGAUUUAUUCUAAAAUUGGAGCAUUCUCCAUCAAAAACGGCACAAGACCUCUUGCAAAAGUUAAAUUUAGGCUCAUCAGAUGAGCGUUUGCAAGCAUUGCAAAAAUUAGCAACAUUAAGAAAAGAUGUAACAUUUGCAUUAGAAUUUAUAAGUAAAAAAGGUCUGUCACUGCUUAUAAAUAAAAUUGAAUCAGAAAAAUGCAAACCUGUGAUUCUUGCUCAUUGUUUACAAUCAUUUGUUGAUUUAAUGGAUCACGGUAUAGUUUCUUGGGAUAUUUUAGAGAGUCGUUUUAUAAAUAAGGUUGCCAGUUAUGUUAUCAAUCAAUCAGAAUCAUUAGAUCCUCAGAUAAUAUGCUGUAGUUUAUCAAUUCUUGAAAAUAUUGUACAAAAUAGUACAAAUAAAUAUGCACAAGUUGAACAAGAAAUACCAUUUCCAAAUCUUGUCAUGCAUCUACAACAUUCAUCUCAUCCUAUGAUACAAUUAAAUGCGAUUGCAUUAAUAAAUGCACUAUUUAUAAAAUCUGAUUUAAGUAAACGGAAUGCAAUAUCUGCGACAUUAUGUUCUAAGCAAGUCAGGAAUGUCAUACUUACGAAUAUUCUACAUGAUCAUAAUCAUGUAGGAACUGAAAUGGCUCAUCAAUUAUAUGUUUUACAAACAUUAUCCUUAGGACUUUUAGAGCAGCGCAAGAUGUUGAAAAUGGAUCCGAAUGAUGUGGAUGCCAUGGAUAAAAUCAAAGAACUUCGCAGAAUAGCUUUUGAAAAUGAAGGCUCAUUAAAUAUUUCAGAUGCUGCUAAUAGAAAACAACUUGAUCAUGUCAUUAAAGAUUUUAAAAAACUAGGAUUUCGAUAUGAUGUUAAUCCUGCAUUAGAUUUCAAUGAGACUCCACCAGGAAUGCUUGCCUUGGAUUGUAUGCUGUAUUUUGCUAAGAAUCAUACAGAAGCUUACACUAAAGUAGUAUUAGAAAAUAGCUGCAGAGCAGAUGAACAUGAAUGUCCAUUUGGUCGUACUAGUGUGGAGUUGACUAAAUUGCUAUGUGAAAUCUUAGGGAUAGGAGAACAGCCAAGUGAACAAGGUCAAGCCUAUCAUCCUAUGUUUUUUACACAUGACAGACCAUUUGAAGAAUUAUUCUGUAUAUGUAUUGUUAUUUUAAAUAAAACAUGGAAAGACAUGCGAGCUUCAAUUGAAGAUUUUGUUAAAGUGAUGGGAGUGGUGCGUGAACAAAUAACACAUGUAUUGAAAACGAAGCCUAUUAAUUUAGAUAAAUUUAAACAGAAGAUACAGCAAGUAACAUACGCAGAAAUAACUAAUAUUCGGCAACAAGAACGGGCUUCUCGUGAGGAGUGGGAAUCGAAAGCAAAGCCUAUUAUUGAGCUGAAAGAACAAAUUACUCCAGACAUUUUAGAACUAAUUCAGCAACAGCGUCUGAAUUAUUUAAUAGAUGGAACCAGAUUUACAAAAUAUUCUAAUCGGGGUAACAGGAUUAAAGAUAAAUUUUGGUUUGUCUGUCUGGCACCAAAUCGAAAAGCUUUCCAUUAUGCUGAUUGUGAUGAAAAAUAUAUUCCAAAUCUGGAAGAAUUAACAAGUAAAGUUUCUGUUGUUGAUAUCAAAUCUUUAGUAACUGGUAAAGAUUGCCCUCAUAUGAAAGAUGUAAAAGGUCGGAAAACUACACAUCAAUUGGCAUUUUCACUAAUAUUAGAUUCAAUUGAUAUACAUUCACUAGAUUUUGUUGCUCCUGAUGAAUUGACCUUCGAUUAUUGGUUGGAUGGUGUCAAUGCUCUUCUAGGCAAUGAAAUGACUAGUGCUAGUAAAUCAUCAGAUUUAGAGAAACUUUUAUCAAUGGAUAUUAAAUUACGUCUUUUAGAUGUAGAAGGACUUGAAAUACCACAGAACCCUCCAAGUAUACCACCUCCACCAGAAAAUUAUGACUUUUGCUUUGAAGCAUAACCAAGUUUUGAUUCAAUGUACUUUUUUAAUAUUAAUUAUCAAUUUAGCCAUUAUAUUGAUUGAAAUAAUAUUUUUGAAUAUGAAAAUAUAUUAGACAUGAGAUUAUCGCAAAGCUCAAUAAUAAUUUAAUAUGAGAAAUAUGAGACUCCUAUUUUCAUUAACUAAAUAUAAAUUAAAAAAGUCUUAAAAUGUAACUUUAACAUUUAGUGGAAGUAAUUAAUGGGUCCUAGUUACAUUACUUUUAAGAAUUUUAUAUAUAUUAAACUUUAAUCAUUAACAUAAUUGCAAGCUGCCAAAGAAUUUA
Molecule: messenger RNA, 2734 nt
Organism: Ctenocephalides felis (cat flea)
Lineage: Eukaryota; Metazoa; Arthropoda; Insecta; Siphonaptera; Pulicidae
Gene: Ced-12
Product: engulfment and cell motility protein 1
Exons: 1
Coding region: 184-2430 (748 amino acids)
Biological process (GO): cell motility; actin filament organization
Cellular component (GO): plasma membrane
Source: RefSeq, a predicted model, not a curated record